Messenger RNA from Zygotorulaspora mrakii, 1437 nucleotides. RefSeq names its product inositol phosphosphingolipid phospholipase (gene ISC1). The coding region runs from base 1 to 1437 and encodes 478 amino acids. Gene Ontology annotation, molecular function: sphingomyelin phosphodiesterase activity. The record is from RefSeq and is a predicted model, not a curated record. The transcript has a single exon. NCBI's taxonomy places the organism in Eukaryota, Fungi, Ascomycota, Saccharomycetes, Saccharomycetales, Saccharomycetaceae. Gene Ontology annotation, cellular component: cytoplasm.
AUGAGUGCCGCUAAUCUAAGGAGUUCAGUCUCCGGGGCCGCACAAGAUGCAGCUACUGUCACUUCAGAUACUGUCACGUCAGCAGCAGAUUCAGCAACUGGCCAUUCAAUCAAAUUGUUGACCUUUAACACAUGGGGGUUAAAGAUGGUAUCUAAACAUCGUAAGGCCAGAUUGAGGGCUAUAGCUGACGAGUUGGCGGGCUAUUCUGCUGCAAUACCUAUACCAGGCUAUGAGAGUUUGAUGAUAAACGAAACGCCUGAACAAGGGAAACAGUAUGAUGUCGUAGCCUUACAAGAAAUCUGGUGUAAAGAAGAUUGGGACUAUAUUGUCUCUCGAUGCUCACAAGCGUAUCCUUAUAGUAGAAUUUUCUACUCAGGAAUAAUUGCAGGGCCAGGUCUAGCUAUACUAUCGAAAAUACCCAUUGAAUCUACCUUUUUAUACAGAUUUCCCAUAAACGGUAGACCAAGUGCAAUCCAUCGCGGUGACUGGUAUGUAGGCAAAUCAAUUGCGAUAACGUUAUUGGAACCUAUCAGUGAAGAUACAGCUCCAAUCGCAAUUAUGAAUAGCCACAUGCAUGCUCCAUAUGCGCUGAAAGGGGAUGCAGCUUAUGCCUGUCAUAGAGCCUGUCAAGCAUGGGAUUUCAGCAAGAUGGUAAACCUAUAUAAAAAGGCAGGUUAUGCAGUAGUUGUAGUUGGUGAUUUGAAUUCAAGACCCGGAUCUCUUCCCCAUAAGUUUUUAACAGUUGAAACUGGGCUGGUGGACUCUUGGGAACAACUCAAAGGCAAACAAGAUCUUCAAGCACUCUCAAAAAUGGAACCGCUUGAACAACUUAGAUAUGGAUGUACCACUUGCGACUCAUUUUUGAACACUUGGAGAUCAUACUUGCCGACAGAAAGCGCUUGUAGAUUGGAUUAUGCCUUGAUCGAUCCCAGUCGAUUAAAGACGACCGACGCCGGCCCAAGGUUUACCAAAAGGUUGCCGGGAAUUGGCAGCUUUUCUGAUCAUUUCGCAUAUGCAUGCAAUUUAAAUUUAUUGAGCAACCGCAGAACCACUGAUGUGGAAACUGGAGAUGAAACUCCUUCGAAAAGGGAUAUUCAACUUCAAAAGUAUGCCAGCUAUGAAGAGAUGAUCCAAUGUAUUUCAUCCUACAGAGUAGUUGCUAAAAGACAAAAAUUUUUAAGAGGUGUACAUUUCGUCAUUUCUAUCUUGCUGCUCAUAGGAGCUUUGGUUGUUACAACAUUCACUUCGAAUAGAGCAGCAUGGUCUUCUAUAUUUUGGGUUUUUUUCGCAGUUGUAGUGUCUGUGACAGGUACAAUUGACGGCCUCAUCUCAUUUCUCUUCGGUAGGAAGGAGAUCAGGGCUUUACAUGAAGUAGAGGAAGAAGUUUCUUGUGCCCAAAAACAUUUACAAGGAUUACUUGAUGUGAAGAAAAGGUGA